Messenger RNA from Humulus lupulus (European hop), 719 nucleotides. Its product is annotated as UDP-glycosyltransferase 91C1-like. The transcript has a single exon. The record is from RefSeq and is a predicted model, not a curated record. Lineage: Eukaryota; Viridiplantae; Streptophyta; Magnoliopsida; Rosales; Cannabaceae. The coding region runs from base 161 to 550 and encodes 129 amino acids.
AGCCUACAACGGGCUUGAACCCUGCUUGACUCAGUUUCUGGAAAACUCGGGCCAAGUCAUCAACUGGGUCGUGCACGACUUUGCUUGUCACUGGCUACCUAGAGUCGCGAGUCGACUCGGGAUCAAGUUAGCUUUAUUUUCCAUACUCAACGCCACAUCAAUGUCCUUUUUUGGACCACCGUCGACAUCGGCGAGCGGUUCUCAGAGCCGACCGGAGGACUUCACGUCGGUCCCCAACUGGUGGAAGGAAAUGCCUUACGACGUAGCUUUUAAGUUGCACGAGAUGGAGUCUCACUGGGACUGCAUGGACUCCGAUGUUUCGGAUUUUGAGCGAGGUAACGAGGUUGUUCAGGGCUGCGAUAUCAUACUCACCCGGACUUGCCCCGAGUUCGAACCCGAUUCCCUGAGUCUUCUCAAGACUCUUCACGAAAAACCGAUUCUUCCCAUUGGGUUGUUGCCACCGUCCGAACCAAGAGAAUAUGGAGACGAGAGAUGGGAAGCUGUGAAUCAGUGGCUGGCUUCCAAGAACGGUGACUACUUGUGUUAUUAAUUGGGAAAAAUACAAAGUAAAAGAAGGAAAAUUCUAUCUGAACAGACCAAAAAAUAUAAAAAAAAAAAAAAAGAUACAGUAAGUAUAAAAAUUACAGAAUGAAACUCCAAUCUCAUAACCAUGUUGAGAAAGGAAUAUGUAUGUAUGAUGUUCUUAUCACCAUGCAACC